AACAUUAAAUUUCUUUACUGUAAAAAAACUGAAAAGUAGUAACCUAAGUUAAAAAAGUAAAAAUGCUAGAAAAUGCUUGCACUUUGUGCAACGUUGAAAGCGCUAAUGAACUGAUCAAUAUUGUGGAAAGUUUUUAUGAAGAAACCAAUGUAAAGGCUUUAAUUACCAAAUACUUACACAUCCAGGCUCAGAGUACUUCCUUGUGUAUAGAAUGUUUUGAACAAAUAAAAUCAUUUCAUAAAUAUUACAAAAAAGUUCAUGAAGUUCAAAAAUAUAUUUCCUUUCGCAAAACGAACAAAUUUAGCACUGAUAAAAAUGAAGAGCAUAAAACUAAGGAUUUAACAAUAUCUCCACCGGCUAAGGGUUUUAUUAAAGUAGAGUCAAAUGAAGUAUUUGAUGUUUUUGUUGGAAAUUCAAUUCAAUCCGAAAUAUCGCAUGAUAACACAUCUAUAAAAGUUGAAGAAAGUGAUAAUGAGAAUGAUGAUAGCAAAAGCGAAGGAAGCAAAAAUGAUUUAGAACAAAAACUCGAAAACAGCAAAAUAACACAACUUCAAGAUGAAAGCCACAAAACUUUAAUAAGAGAAAAGCAAUAUAACACUAAGAAUAUAGAAGAUUCCAAUCUAACAAUUAUAGGGGAUGAAACUGAACCCGAUGUAUCACCUUUAAAGCCAGAAAAUUCUAAAAUUGAUUUUAACGUUGCUAAAGAUCAAGAUAACAAGCUUUACAGUUUUAUGAAUCUCAAUUGUACAAUGUGUAAUGAAAAAUUUACAUCAUUCAAUGGAAUAAAACGACACUAUAAUAACACACAUCAAACAAGAGGUUUCAUAAAUUGUUGUAACUUAAAAUUUUACACUCGAGAAGAACUAAUUGAUCAUAUUGAUUGCAAUCAUUUCAAUUCUGAUAAACUGAAGUGUCAUUUAUGUGAAAAAAAGCUUGUUAACGCACGAAAUUUGAAACGGCAUUUAAUUGGCGUUCAUCAGUUGAAAAAAGAGGAGCUAUAUCCCUGCGAUAUAUGUCCUGACAGAUCAUUUUCGAAUCGUGUUGAUCUUAAGAAACAUAAAUACGAAGUGCAUUCAAGUAGUAAAUAUGAGUGCUUAAAAUGUAAAAGAACUUUUAAAGGUGAACUAAAUUUACGUUUUCAUAAGGAAAACAUAUGUAAUAGAGAACCUGCACCUCGUGUUUGUGAUUUUUGUGGAAAAAUAUACAAAAAUUCAAGUCGUUUUCAUAGACAUAUGAAUGAAGUACACAAAAGUAAGUUAGCAGGGCUUCAGAAAUGUGAUCAAUGCGGAAAAUUAGUUAAUAGGCUACCGUUUCACAAAAAAAUGGUACACCCACCAGAAGGUACAGUAAUUAAAUGUAAGCAAUGUGAUAAAGUUUUUAAGACGAUGUUUGCGUUAAAUUAUCACCAAGAAAAAACUCAUAGAAUUGAACAAAAAAAUUUCUCAUGUAAUAUAUGUAAUAAAGCAUUUAAGAGAAGAAAACUUUUGCUGGAACAUACUGCCUGUCAUACCGGCCAACCGUUAUAUACGUGUAAUUAUUGUUCAAGAACAUUUCAACACGGAUCAAAUUAUUCAAAGCAUGUAAAGAGUCAACAUGCAGAGGAAUGGGCAAAAGAAAAAAAAAGCUAAAUAUGUAUAUAUGUAUUAAAAUUUCACAAACAACUCAGAAUUAAGAACUAUUGGAAACAAUACAAUGUUCAUUAAGCAACGAAAACUAAAUUUUUCCAAAAGUAUGAGAAUUUUGUGAUACGAAGAAUAAGUUUUUCUAUUUGUAUAUAAAUUAUUGAAAAAAUAA
Molecule: messenger RNA, 1794 nt
Organism: Condylostylus longicornis
Lineage: Eukaryota; Metazoa; Arthropoda; Insecta; Diptera; Dolichopodidae
Product: zinc finger protein 626-like
Exons: 6
Coding region: 63-1628 (521 amino acids)
Biological process (GO): regulation of transcription by RNA polymerase II
Cellular component (GO): nucleus
Molecular function (GO): DNA-binding transcription factor activity, RNA polymerase II-specific; zinc ion binding; RNA polymerase II transcription regulatory region sequence-specific DNA binding
Source: RefSeq, a predicted model, not a curated record